GCGGCGGCGGGCGCGGAGGGACGGGAUGAGGAGCUGCCGUCUCUGCCGGUUUGACGCGGCCAGGGGCCCCCAGCGGCUUAUGCGCGUGGGGCUCGCGCUAAUCCUGGUGGGCCACGUGAACCUGCUGCUGGGGGCCGUGCUGCACGGCACCGUCCUGCGGCACGUGGCCAAUCCCCGCGGCGCAGACCCCGAGUACACCGUGGCCAAUGUCAUCUCCGUGGGCUCCGGGCUGCUGAGCGUUUCCGUGGGACUUGUGGCCCUCUUGGCAUCCAGGAACCUUCUACGCCCUCAACUGCACUGGGCCCUGCUGGCAGUAGCUCUGGUGAACCUACUCUUGUCCGCUGCCUGCUCCCUGGGCCUCCUCCUCGCAGUGUCACUCACUGUGGCUAAUGGUGGCCGCCGUCUCAUUGCUGACUGCCAUCCCGGGCUGCUGGAUCCUUUGGUACCGCUGGACGAGGGACCUGGACAGGCUGACUGCCCCUUUGACCCCACGAGAAUCUAUGAUACAGCCUUGGCUUUCUGGAUUCCUUCUUUGCUCAUGUCUGCAGCAGAGGCUGUUCUGUCUGCUUACUGCUGUGUGGCUGCACUCACCCUUCGUGGGGUUGGGCCCUGGAAGAAGGAACGGCUGCAGAUACAGCUGGAGGAACUGACAGAACUUGAACUUCCUAAAUGUAAAAGUCAGGAGAAUGAGCAGCUACUGGAUCAAAAUCAAGAAAUUCAGCCACCACAGAAAAGCUGGGUGUAGGGCAAGUUGUGUCAUGAGGCUUAUGGUCUGGAAAAAGGUGGGGACAGCAAACUGCUCUUAGAAUUGGGUCUGGUCCUUUGCUUUCGGCUACUUGCCUUAUAACCUGGGCCUUCUCUAUCAAGCAGGCUCGGCCACAGGGUUUUCACUGACCUUUAAGAUGAGCUAAAAUAACUGAAAUAAAAUAACUUUUUUCUACUUGAUAAUGAUUUCUUUUGGGGGAAGAGGCACCAGGUUGUGCUGAGGGUGACCAUGAUCAAAGAAUACAGUGGGCUUAGUUACUUACAAGACUUUAAUGAGGGAGAGCACCUGAAAACUCUUCCCUGAGCUCCACCAGUCACUGAAAGGAAAAGCUGGUGCUGGGAAGGCCGCCACACCACUGACUGAUGAACUUCAGUACAUCCUGGCACACAGGGCUGUGGGAGGUCUGUGAGCAAAUGGAAAACAUGAGAGGAAUUCACAAAAAAGAAAAAACACUCUGCUAUCAAGAAUAUCAUGCCAUCUCAGUCCAUGAGGAGCAGGGUUCAACCUGCACCUGGCUUCUUAACACUCCCACCCACCAGCCCGGUAGUUUGUUGUUUUUCUUCAGUGCUGCUCUCCCUGCCCUCGUCCUUCACAUCUCCCUCUCUAACCUUGAUAGCCAUAAGGAACUUGUUCCAGUUAUCUUUGUUAGCUGCCCUCCCCGGCCGCUUAAAUUCAAUUUUGUUCCUCAGAAUGGGGUAUCCUGUAGGGGAAGAAAAAAAGAUGAACUGGGGUUUGAGAAGGACUGAGGAAAGGAAAUGAAGAAAGUAGAAGGCUCCUAUCUUCUGCAUCCUUGACUGAAUCAGUAAAAUCAUUUCCCGACCCUGUUGCUUUUCCCUCCUUCCCACCUACCACAGAAUAUGGGGUGGUGUUGGGUUCUGUACCUGUAAUGAGGCAGGGAAGUGCCCGAACUCCAGUGCUUGCUGCCACCAGGGAGGCCUCAUAGGCACCCCGCUCAUCCCGAGGCAGAACCUGUUCCAGCCGCUGGUCCAUGGAAACUGUGAGCACCCAGUCUCGAACCUCUUCUCUCUGAGCCUCCUGGGAAGGAUGGGUGAAGUAGAUUCAUGCCAGGCAGGGCAAGUGUAAGGUGAUGACUAAAGGGGCUGGCUAGGCCCACGUCCUAUAUACCACCUUUCACUCACAAAUGAUCCUUGGAUUGGCAAUUACAACCACAGUCUUAACUAUUGCCUCUGUUUCUACUGCCAUUGAAGGAAUAGUGAGGGUUCAGGCCCUUCCAAAGAUGGCAGCGCAAAGAUAUUGCUGACCAAUGCCCAUUACAAACUUAAGGUGCCCAAGCGAAAAUGUCCUCCCUUCUCAACGCACCCACACGGUGAGGCCUCCCAAUCUCCAGACCUCUGCCCUUACCAGUAUGUGUUGUUUGGCUGGGAGUGGCACCUCAAAGGGAAUGUCUGUAUCCUGAAAGUCAGAGUGGUCAAGGGCAUCCAGUGUCCCUUCCUCAAUUGCCUGUGGCAGAGUGGGUAGCCAUGAGAUGGGCAACUGUCACAGGCAAAACCUCUCAGCCUUUGGGCACAACUUCCCUACUUACAUCAGUCAGGUCCAGGAAACGGUUGAGGAAGAUGAAUGCCAUGUUUUCCCAGCCAACUGCCUGCCACAGAGAAAAGUUGCAAGUGGGAGUGAACAACUGGGUGUGGGUGUUGCUUCUGACAAAGCGGGGGGAAGAGUCCAGAAAGAUAAAGGAAAAUGUUAUCUUCUCCAUUGGCCACCCAAAGGUUUGUUCUGCCUGAGCAGAUGGGAUAGGCUUUAUCUUCCAACUUCUGAUUUCCUCAGCUCAGCCCACCCAUUUUGGCAGCUCACCUUGGCAGCAAUGCCUGCUUCAUAGAAGGCCUUGUCUGCAGGUAGUAGCUGAGUGUGACGCAAGAGUGAAACAGAAAGCCUGGCAGCCACGGUUUCCUGUGGAUUCAAGUCCAAGCGUUACAACCCUAGCGCUACGGUACCUGAGUUCCCAGGCUGUGAGCUUACAGCUAAGGCAAUUGCACAACCAGUAAACUGGCCAUAUGAAACUACUCUGCAUCUCAAGCAGCUCUGAGUCUUAGUUUUUUUAAAAUCUGCACAGGAGAGCUAGGUCUCUAUUAUUUCUAAGUUUCCUUCCACUUCUAGAAUUUUACCAUCCACGUACAUGAAAUAAAUAUACAUUAUUCUAACACGAAUAAAGCAAAGAUAAACAUAUAAGUAGCCAACCCAGGAAUCACCAGAAAUGGAAUUUGAAUGUUUCAAUACAAUGGGGCUGAAGCUCUAUGGGCAGAAGGUCAAAGGAACGCAGGAAGAAAGCCAUCACAGCAGAGGCUAAACAUGUAUUUGAAUAACAGAAAAGCUAGACAACAAGUGGGCCAAGCUUGAGAAUGUGAAGCUUGAACGCAUCCAUGGGCCAGCUCCCCCGCUGUGCUGUCUCACCAGCUGUUUCACGCUCUGAGCCGCAGAGCGAGUGGCAUAGUAAUGCGCUAUCAGCAGCAUCGUCUCGAACUCCUCAUGGGCUGGAGAGUUGGCCUCACUGGACUUGACCAGGUUUUCACACUAGAGCAGGAAGAGAGCACAGUCUGGGCCAGGGGAGUGCUGGGCACAGCUGGUGAACUAAUGUCACCUGCACAGAGGACGCUACAGUACAUCUGAGGGUGAAGGUUAAUGUGCAUGAAAGAAGAGAUAAGGACUGGGGCAGGCAGAGAAGCCUUUCACUGGGCGACGAUAUUCUCACCAGGUUGAAGAGGACGUCUCGAAGAUCAGCCCAGCUGUGAUAGGCCUCGGCACUGUUGGUCCCGGGUGAGCUCACCAUGUCAGUGAAGAUCCUUUUGUAGAUGUUGAAGUUCUGGAGGUAGAAGGGAAAGGAGAGCUGGGAGAGGACAACUAGAAGAGAGCGCCAGUAGAAGAGGCCAAAGAGGGGAAAACAGGCUGUAGAUGUGUGUAUGGAGAAGCCGGAGGAAAGCGAUGGACAAGUUAUUAUUUUCAGGGAAGAGAAAAAAGAAAAGAAUUUUCUUAAGCCAGGUGCUUUGUGAGUGUGGGUAAAUGCGAUGCACAGUCACGGUGGUCAUGGGCUAAUAUUCCAGAGAGCUUGAUGCUUAGCGAGGGGAGUGGUGUUUCUUCUCUGGAGGGAGUUAAAAAGGCCAUGGAGGUGUGUGAAAAAUUCAUCUCUGAAAGGCUUUUCCCUGUGUGUUAGCUAAAAGCACAGGGUGGUUGCUGGGAAUUUCUUUCUGCAAAGGGUAAAUCCUCCAGAGAGACUGCACAUUUUGGAGGAGGCUGGGUAGGGUCUCAGGACAUGGUGCUCUCUGAAGAAAGAAUCCUUUGGGAAGACAGUUCCUGACAGGAUGGAUAGUUCUUAAAAAGAAAGCAAGAAAAAAAAAGAAUUUCCUUGAGGAAACAUUCACCCCAAUGAGCAGGCUAGUACCUGUGGGUUGGCAGGGGCUCCGUGUUGCACAUACAGGGCCAAUGCCUGGGCAUAGCCACCCUCUCGGAUCAGGUGAGUUGCAUACAAAGCCACAUACUUGUGUAGAAUCUUGUAGUUCUGUCCGGGGGUGGAGGAAAAGUAUGGGGAGGUUGGGAUUAGCGCAAUCAGGCAGUGAG
Messenger RNA from Talpa occidentalis (Iberian mole), 4336 nucleotides. It is a transcript of the gene KRTCAP3, whose product is annotated as keratinocyte associated protein 3. The record is from RefSeq and is a predicted model, not a curated record. NCBI's taxonomy places the organism in Eukaryota, Metazoa, Chordata, Mammalia, Eulipotyphla, Talpidae.